UUUCGUGGACAAUUCUAGCAAAAUGUUCAAGCUCGCAGUUUUCGCCGCCCUUCUCGCUUUCGUCGCCGCCAAGCCGAGCCUGGUUCAUGAAGCUCACGUUUCUCACGUACCGGCUGCCGUGAGCCACAGCCACAGGACCGACAUCAUCAGCAAUCCGAUCGUUGCCCAUACCGAAGUUGUUGCUCCAGUUGCCGUUGCACACGCUGCUCCAGUUGCUCACCACGUCGCUCACGUUGCACACGCUGCCCCGGUCGCCGUUGCACACGCCGCUCCAAUCGCCCACCACGUCGCUCACGUUGCCCACGCCGCCCCGGUUGCCGUUGCACACGCUGCUCCAGUCGCCCACCACGUCGCGCACGUCGCACACGCCGCUCCAGUCGCCCACCACGUCGCUCACGUCGCACACGCUGCUCCAGUCGCCCACCACGUUGCCCAUGUCGCACACGCUGCUCCACUCGCCCAUGUUGCUCACGUUGCGCACCACGUUCCUGCAGUCCAUCAUGCUUCUCCAUACGUAGCGCACGGACAUUUAGGAUACGCCAGUCAUUGGGGUCAUCAUGGUUACCUCUUGUAAGAAUAUACAGGCUGAUCUUUUGUUCUAAAUAUAUUGAUCAAUUCUUCAUUUUGUGCAUAAUAUACAACCAUACCAA
This is a messenger RNA of Photinus pyralis (common eastern firefly), 650 nucleotides long. Its product is annotated as histidine-rich protein PFHRP-II-like. The transcript has a single exon. The record is from RefSeq and is a predicted model, not a curated record. Lineage: Eukaryota; Metazoa; Arthropoda; Insecta; Coleoptera; Lampyridae. The coding region runs from base 23 to 574 and encodes 183 amino acids.